AUGGCAGACUCGGACGUCGAACUGGACUCAUCCACAAUGGACUGUGAGGCCACCUCCAGGCCUGAUUCUCCGUCAAGGUUUACCUUUGAUGACGGGGCAUAUCUUACUCUGGAGGCUAAAUUACUAGCGGAAUCCAAUGAACACCUUCAAAGGAUCAUGGAUUUACUUCCCCCGCCAAGUAAAUCUAACCCAAUUGUUCCAGAAAAGAAGGAAAUCAAGGAGCGUGUUGCCUCAAUGUUUGCCAACAUCAACGCAAUGUACGGUAGUCUUGUAGAGCUUAGGGCUUCUAAGUCCAGCCCCACCACUAUCCAAUGUCAGUGCCAACAGUCGCAAUCUAGGCCGGCCCCCUCCUACUCAGACAUAGUGAAAACAAACAUUCCUCAAAGCACAACCACCAAAACUAUCUCCAAGUCAAUUAAUAAAAAGAUAAAAAACGAAGGGUGCAGCAGCAGCUACGCCCUGAUUGUGUACCCCAGAGAUGCCAACGAUGGAAAUGUAACCAUGAAAAGCAUUCAAAGAAACAUAAUCAAAGAUGUCAAACCAGACAAGCUAAAAAUUAAGGUGACGGCCAUAAAGCAAGUUAAAGGGGACGGGAUCUGCUUCCGGACAAGCAGCUUGAGGGACGCUACUGUCCUAGAGCAGGCGAUCCAAGGGCUCCCAGAGGUGCAACCACUGGUAAGGACCAAAUUAUCAGAAGGCAGACGCCCAAGGAUGAUUCUGCUAAACGUCCCCAGCUCGGUAGGAGACGACCACAUCAUAAGCACCUUAUAUGAGCAGAACGAAUCCCUCCACAGCAUAAAAAAGGAAGACUUCGUUGCCUCCACACGGUUCAGCACUGCCCUCACAAGGGGCAACACAAAAGAGAACUGUCGGCACAUAGUGCUGUCAACAACGCCACACAUUAGAAACCAACUAAUUAAAGAAAAAUAUAUCUCCAUCUCUUGGGCUAAUGUCCUUAUCAACGACUAUGUGCACAUCACCCGCUGCUAUCAGUGCUGUGGCUUUAAUCAUCUGGCACGCGACUGCACCUCAAAGCAAGUUUGCAGUCACUGUUCCAAGGCACACAGAUACAGCGAGUGCACUAGGAGGGAACAGCCUUCUUGCUGCAUCACUUGUAAAACAGCAAAUAAAGACCUCGCUCCAGAAAGGCGCCAACCAACGAACCAUAAUGCGUUUGACCCCAAAUGUCCGCAAACCAUAAGAAUAAGGGAGCAAAUAAUAAAGCAAACCAAUUAUGGGGACUAA
Molecule: messenger RNA, 1245 nt
Organism: Centruroides sculpturatus (bark scorpion)
Lineage: Eukaryota; Metazoa; Arthropoda; Arachnida; Scorpiones; Buthidae
Exons: 1
Coding region: 1-1245 (414 amino acids)
Source: RefSeq, a predicted model, not a curated record